Messenger RNA from Pygocentrus nattereri (red-bellied piranha), 1756 nucleotides. Its product is annotated as N-acylethanolamine-hydrolyzing acid amidase. Bases 157 to 1206 code for a protein of 349 amino acids. The record is from RefSeq and is a predicted model, not a curated record. Gene Ontology annotation, biological process: fatty acid metabolic process. Lineage: Eukaryota; Metazoa; Chordata; Actinopteri; Characiformes; Serrasalmidae. Gene Ontology annotation, molecular function: fatty acid amide hydrolase activity. Gene Ontology annotation, cellular component: lysosome. The transcript is spliced from 11 exons.
GGGCUCCAGCCCAGUUUUUCACGCGUUGCUCCAGACGGAAGUCAACACAGGGAUGAACGCUGACUGUGGUUUUCGUGCUGUGGCAGCCAAAGCCACCAGACAGUUUCAGCUCUCAGCCCGGGCAGCUCGGCGGGGAGGCAGUGUGGGCUUCUCACCAUGCAAGCACUGAUUUUCUGGGCGGUGGUCGGAGUGACAGUGAGCGGGGGCAGCUGUUUUUCGCCGCCUGUGGUCAACAUCAGUCUGGAUGUACCUGCAGAACAGAGAUGGGAGCCACUUCUCAAGAUAUUUGACAAGGACUUCUUGCGAAAGGCAGCUGCAGAGGUGAUCGACACCACUGUUCCAAAAUGGGUGCACACUGCUGUCAGCCCGAUUGUGAAAGCUCUGGAGAAAUAUGUACCACAGCCAUAUGCAGGCGAGAUCAGGGGCAUGGCUUCAUGUUGUCAGUCUGACAUCUCUGACAUUGUUCUUCUCAACUUUGCUUAUGAAGUUUCAGCGUUCUGUACCAGUAUUGUGGCACAAAACGCUAAGGGAAAUAUUUACCAUGGCCGAAACUUGGACUACCCCCAUGAUGUCCUGAAAAAUCUUACUAUUGAUAUCCGUUUCAUCAAAAAUGGACAGGUGGCCUACACAGGCACUUCUUUUGCUGGUUAUGUUGGGUUAUGGACUGGGCAAAGUGCAAAAAAGUUCACUGUGUCAGGGGACCAGCGAGAUAAAGGCCACUGGUGGGAAAAUGUCAUCUCAGCAUUUCUGCUGAAGAGUUCUCCUGUUAGCUGGCUGGUGAGAGAGACUCUUGCGGAGGCCACGGAUUUCCAGGAUGCAGUGAUGAGGCUGGCUAAAGUGCCCAUCAUCACUGAUGUGUACUAUAUUGUUGGUGGGGUUCAAAAGAAUGAGGGCGUGGUCAUCACCAGAGACAGAAGCGGGCCUGCAGACAUAUGGCCUCUGGAUUGGAACAUGGGACAAUGGUACCUUGUUGAGACAAACUAUGACCACUGGCUGCCCACACCCAAAUGGGAUGAUAGAAGAGAUGUAGCUAUGAAAGCGUUGAAUACUACAGGUCAAACUAACAUCAACAUGCAUUCCCUUUAUCAGGUUUUAUCAGUGGCUCCUGUCUGUAACAGCAUCACAGUCUAUACAACAGUAAUGAGUGCCGCCACCCCAGACGAGUACAAAACCGUGGUCAGAGAGACAUGUGAGGAGUCCUUUUAAGAGUAUCGCUGACAGUCUUAACAGGAACACUGACCAGGUUUAAAUUUCAUUUGCACUGUGGUGGGACAGUACCAGUUUUAAUGAAAAAACAGUCAGUUUUACAGUGUUACAUGGAUGAGCUGAGCACAUCACUCGCUGGCACUGUGACGGCUUGAAGCUGUGGAUUUUAUAGAUGCUGUAAAUCAUAUUGCUGUUGUGAAAGAUUAAUUUAGACAAAAGUCUUUAACUUCUGAGAAAUUUAAUCUUGAUAUAACUGUGGAUUGGUUGUGGACAUAAGCAUAAGAUGGUGCCUUACAUUUGGAAAGCAGAAGCUUAGCAUGUGUGUGUAAUAUGACAUUUCUUAUUGCUUUAAGUUGAUCACAUAAUCAUUAAAAUUGUAUUCUCAUGUGUUUUGACAUAGUUAUGUAAACAUUUACCAUUCAGUGUAAAUACUCAUGUUCAAAGAAUGUAUGUAGCUUUGUUUCUAACAGUGUUAGUGCUUUUAAUCAUGUCUUUUUUAAUAGGUUACAUUUUAUUGCCUGGAAUAAAAUCUCUUUACAUUAACCUAAAA